AUGGCCCCCAAAAUUGAUAUCACGACGUACCCCGGCAACAUCAUCAACGGCGAGUUCGUGCCGACGCCGACGACGCGGCACUCGAUCGACCCGGCCACGGGCGAGCCGCUGUACGAGGUGCCGGUGGCGCGGCGGGAGGACCUGGACGCGGCGGUCAGGCACGCGCGGGCCGCGUUCAAGACGUGGUCGGCGACGACGCACGAGGAGCGGGCGGGCCUGGUGCGGGCCUUUGCCGACGCCAUCGAGGCCAACCGGGACGAGCUGGAGCGGCUGCAGACGAUGGAGCAGGGCAAGCCGCUGGGGCUGGCGCGGACCGAGGUCGACAUGUCGCUGCGGUGGCUGCGGACCUUUGCGACCAUGCGGCUGGACGACGAGGUGCUCGACGACAACGAGGAGCGCACCAUCUACUCGACCCGGGUGCCCCUGGGCGUCGUCGGUGCCAUCGUGCCCUGGAACUGGCCCAUCCUGCUGGGCCUGGGCAAGAUCGGGCCGGCGCUCAUGACGGGCAACACGGUCAUCAUGAAGCCGUCCCCCUACACGCCCUACUGUGACCUCAAGCUGGGCGAGCUCGCCAUGUCCGUCUUCCCCCCGGGCGUGGUGCAGGUCCUCAGCGGCGACGACAGCCUGGGGCCCUGGCUGACCGAGCACCCGGGCGUCGACAUGAUCAGCUUCACCGGCUCGAUCCCGACCGGCAAGAAGGUCGCGGCCAGCUGCGCCCGCACCCUCAAGCGCUACGUGCUCGAGCUGGGCGGCAACGACGCCGCCAUCGUCUGCGACGACGUCGACAUCGACAAGUGCCUGCCCAAGAUCGCCACCCUCGCCUUCCUCAACUCGGGCCAGAUCUGCAUGCUGGCCAAGCGCAUCUACGUCCACGACAAGAUCUACGACCGCUUCCGCGACGCCAUGGUCGAGUUCACCCGCAACCACAUCAAGACGGGCGGCGGCUUCGAGCCCGACGUCGUCGUCGGCCCCGUCCAGAACAGCAUGCAGUUCGAGCUGGUCAAGGACAUGUAUGCGCAGAUCGAAAAGUGCGGGUGGAAGACGGCGCUCGAGGGCCGGGUGCGCGAGGGCGAAAAGGGCUACUUCAUCGAGCCGGCCAUCAUCGACAACCCGCCCGAGGACUCGCGCAUCGUGGUGGAGGAGCCCUUCGGCCCGAUCGUGCCGCUGCUCCGGUGGUCGGACGAGGACGACGUGGUCGAGCGCGCCAACGCCCUCGAGACCGGCCUCGGCGCCUCCGUCUGGAGCCGCGACCUGGCCCGCGCCGAGCGCCUCGCCCGCCGCCUCGCCGCCGGCAGCGUCUGGGUCAACUCGCACUUCGACGUCGCCCCGGACGUCCCCUUUGGCGGCCACAAGGAGAGCGGCAUCGGCAUGGAGUGGGGGCUCGAGGGCUUCCGCCACUUCACCAACUCGCGCAGCCUCUGGGUCUGGAAGAAGGUCUUUGAAUAA
This is a messenger RNA of Thermothelomyces thermophilus ATCC 42464, 1446 nucleotides long. Its product is annotated as aldehyde dehydrogenase-like protein. Lineage: Eukaryota; Fungi; Ascomycota; Sordariomycetes; Sordariales; Chaetomiaceae. The record is from RefSeq and is a predicted model, not a curated record. Gene Ontology annotation, molecular function: aldehyde dehydrogenase (NAD+) activity. Bases 1 to 1446 code for a protein of 481 amino acids. The transcript is spliced from 3 exons.